Molecule: messenger RNA, 2176 nt
Organism: Suricata suricatta (meerkat)
Lineage: Eukaryota; Metazoa; Chordata; Mammalia; Carnivora; Herpestidae
Gene: RSAD2
Product: radical S-adenosyl methionine domain containing 2
Exons: 6
Coding region: 205-1293 (362 amino acids)
Biological process (GO): positive regulation of immune response; defense response to virus
Cellular component (GO): lipid droplet; endoplasmic reticulum; mitochondrion
Molecular function (GO): catalytic activity; 4 iron, 4 sulfur cluster binding
Source: RefSeq, a predicted model, not a curated record
AGAGAGGCAGAUGCCGGCGGGAGCAAGCCUCCGGCUUGGCCCUGUUCCAACUUUCAUUUUCACGAAGAGGAAACUCGAAAUUUGAGCUCAGCUGAGAGCUAGUCGGUCAGAGGUGUGCCCGUCCGGCCCCAUGUGACAGGUCGCCCCUGGCACAUAUAAGUCUUAUCUCCAGGCAGCCGGGCAGCUUCAGGGCACCCAGUCACCAUGUGGAUGCUCCUGCCCUCCACUUUGGCUGGAAAGCUUCUGAGAGCUUUCAGGAAGCCCCUGAGCUCUCUCUGGGACAGCCUGGUCCCCUGGGUCCUCUGGCUCAGGGCCACGCUCUGGCUGGCAAAGAGUGACAGCGCCCGGCCACUGCGGGCUGGCCGGAGGAGACCUCAGAAGUGCACAGGGGACAAUGGGGAGGGUCCGGACCAGGUCAUCCCCAUAAGCGUCAACUACCAUUUCACCCGACAGUGCAACUAUAAGUGUGGCUUCUGCUUCCACACGGCCAAGACGUCCUUCGUGCUGCCCCUGGAUGAGGCCAAGCGUGGGCUGCGGCUGAUGCGGGAAGCGGGGAUGGAGAAGAUAAACUUCUCAGGGGGAGAGCCGUUCAUUCAGGACCGAGGCAAUUACCUGGGUGAGCUGGUGAGGUUUUGCAAAGAGGAGCUACGGCUGUCCUGCGUGAGCAUCGUGAGCAACGGAAGCCUGAUCCAGGAGCGCUGGUUCAAGACCUACGGUGAGUACCUGGACAUCCUUGCCAUCUCCUGUGACAGCUUUGAUGAGCAAGUCAACGUCCUCAUCGGUCGGAGUCAAGGAAAGAAGAACCACGUGGAGAAGCUUCAAAAACUGAGGGUGUGGUGUAGAGACUACAGGGUGGGCUUCAAAAUCAAUUCUGUCAUCAAUCGCUUCAACGUGGAUGAGGACAUGAGGGAGCAGAUCAAAGCCCUUAAUCCUGUGCGCUGGAAGGUCUUCCAGUGCCUCCUCAUCGAGGGGGAGAACACCGGAGAAAACGCCCUGAGGGAGGCGCAGCGAUUCCUCAUCAGCGACGAGGAAUUUCAGGGAUUCUUAGACCGCCACAAAGAGGUGUCCUGCCUGGUGCCCGAGUCCAACAAGAAGAUGAAAGACUCCUACCUUAUUCUGGAUGAGUAUAUGCGCUUCCUGAAUUGUAAAAACGGGCGGAAGGAACCUUCCAAGUCCAUCCUGGAUGUUGGAGUAGAAGAAGCCAUAAAAUUCAGUGGGUUUGAUGAAAAGAUGUUUCUAAAGCGAGGAGGCAAGUAUCUGUGGAGCAAGGCGGACCUGCAUCUGGACUGGUAGGCCUGGGCGAGGGCAGGCCUCCACCGGCGAGGGGACGCCCGCUCGGCCCGAGGUGUGCGGCCACGCUCAGCGGCCCUUCCCCCAAUCCCACGUUCUGUUGCACCUGCCGUCUGUAUCUCCGCAGUAACCCAACAUGUCAUCACCUGGGUCAUUGUAAUCACCAAUAAUGCAAAGCCAUCAACUUUAGUUAAUUAGCUUAUUUAGGAUUUAAGUUUUUGAACCGCAUUUACUAUGACUCCCGUGUUCCCAGUUUCGAAGCUAUUUAUUCAGACCUUCAUUUGAUAGAGUUGAUUUUUUUUCUGUUAAAUAUUGAGAUGCCAAUUUUCACAUCCAGAACAAUUACAGAAUCCCUCCCCCAGUUAGUGUGCCGACGAUAACUCUUUCCUUUCUGCCUUUAUACCAUUGUGGUCGUGCACUUUUUAACCCGGAAGUCUGGAAAUAGCAGAUGCUUUCAAAGAGCAGGACAUGAUCUCAUUGGGGUUCAGGAAGCACCUAGAAGGAGGCCGCUCAUCGGCCCGCCGGCUGCGCAGCCCCCGCCGGCUACUCGGUGAAUGUCGGUCAUCUCUGCUGCUCCCCUUUCUCUUCCAGGAGUCUCAGGGAACCCAACACAUACUUUACAUUUCAUGACAAAGGUGACAUGGGGCCAGGGUUUGGGUUGCUGUAUGCACCUGUCAUCAAGCCACACCGCAGCAACAUGUGAGUUCAUGUGGAUGGACCGUUGUCCCUACACGCUGGCAGGUGACGUGACAGCGUACUAGACCAGCCUGGUCUGUGGGGACAAAGCUCUGGGAAGGUGUCUAGGAAAGGAUGAAUGGAAGCAUCUAGAAUGUACCUGGAUUUUACAUAAAUGAAGCCAUGGCACAAUAUAACAUUUCUCAACUAA